Exophiala dermatitidis NIH/UT8656 is the source of this 2604-nucleotide messenger RNA. Its product is annotated as intermembrane space AAA protease IAP-1. NCBI's taxonomy places the organism in Eukaryota, Fungi, Ascomycota, Eurotiomycetes, Chaetothyriales, Herpotrichiellaceae. Gene Ontology annotation, molecular function: ATP-dependent peptidase activity; metalloendopeptidase activity; ATP binding. Gene Ontology annotation, biological process: protein quality control for misfolded or incompletely synthesized proteins; mitochondrion organization. The record is from RefSeq and is a predicted model, not a curated record. Gene Ontology annotation, cellular component: mitochondrial inner membrane. The coding region runs from base 10 to 2604 and encodes 864 amino acids. The transcript is spliced from 3 exons.
ACUGUCAAGAUGGCCUUACAGGCUCCCCUCAGUCAGCUUCCUAGCCUGUCCAUACUCGGCCCCGAUCUCCGGACUGCCCUUCCUUCUCUCGUUACGUCGCCACUCAAGACACUCCGCCGCAACCGUGUUGCGCGCCUGAAGGCCGAACCAGAAGCGCAACCCACCCAGCACAAGCAGACGACUACCGAGAGAAGUAUCAACAACCCGAGUGCAUCGCCCGCUAUGAGACUACCCGACGUUCUCGCGAAUGUACCGAUCGAAAGCCUUCGUUCCGCUCCCUUGCAUGUCCGCCAACAUCAAACUCUGCCGUGGUUGUCUGGUACUCUUCGGACCACCAUGGCGACAAAUUCUUUCAUAUUGCCUACGUCACGGUCGUAUACAACCCGAGCCCCGCCACUGCCAACACUGCGGGUGGCCGCACGAACGGAUAGAGUGAAGGCGCCUCGUUUUCAAUCGCCGAUGCCUUCAAUGAGCAGCAUCCUGUUCGGACGACCCGGGACCGGACAUACAACGGGCCUCAAGAACCAUUAUCGGCAAUUCUCCAAUACCUUUCAGCCUCAGAAUCAGAACAUGCUCGCACACAUGGAACGUACCGCAAACAACAAUCCGACGAGCGCAACCGCACAGAAUGCCUUUUACUCCGCCCUUCUGCGAGCCAACAUGCCAAAGCUUGUGAUUGAGAGAUACCAGUCAGGACGAUAUGCCAGCAACGCAGCGACGGACGCGACCUACCUCAAGGCGCUUCAACUGGUCGGCUCCGUACCUGCUCCCGGCACUCCGAAUCAUGCGGCAUCCUCGCCUCAAGGCGGUGCUCUACCCCCGGAAACCUUGCAGGCUGUGGGUCAAGCGGUUGCAGGACAAAACUAUGGCGGCUCGUUGGUCAUGCCCAGUAACAAAUCCGGUACCGGCGCAAGAGAAGCACCUCUCUACGUCGUCGUGGAAGAAUCCUGGGGAAACACCAUUCUUAAGUGGGUCAAGACGUUCCUCUGGGUUGGUCUGGCCGGGUAUUUUCUCCUGGUUAUUCUCACCAUGGUUGUCGAAAUGUCGGGCAGUCUUCGCACGAGAGUGGGACAAAACAACGAAGUACAACCCCAGCACCAGACUGUUCGCUUCAGUGAUGUCCAUGGCUGCGAUGAAGCCAAGGAGGAAUUGCAGGAACUGGUCGAAUUUCUGAAGAACCCGGAGAAGUUCAACAAGCUCGGCGGCAAGUUGCCCAAGGGUGUCUUGCUCGUUGGUCCCCCUGGUACUGGCAAGACAAUGCUGGCACGAGCCGUUGCUGGUGAAGCUGGUGUUCCGGUAUUCUAUAUGUCUGGAUCGGAGUUUGAUGAGCUCUAUGUCGGAGUUGGUGCGAAGCGAGUUCGCGAUCUGUUUGCUCAAGCACGGAACAAAGCCCCCGCCAUCAUCUUCAUCGACGAACUGGAUGCUGUCGGCGGGAAGAGAAACGCUCGCGAUCCUGCAUAUGCCAAGCAGACCCUCAACCAAUUGCUGACAGAGUUGGACGGCUUCAGUCCAAGUACGGGUGUCAUCCUGAUCGCCGCAACCAACUACCCUGAAUCUCUCGACAAGGCCCUCACCAGACCUGGUCGGUUCGACCGCCACAUCAACGUCCCGUUGCCCGACGUACGAGGUCGCAUCGAGAUUUUGAAGCAUCACAUGAGAAACAUGCCUGUGGCUGCCGAUGUGGACGCAACGGUCCUCGCGAGAGCAACCAGCGGUAUGUCCGGCGCCGACUUGGAGAACCUUUGCAACCAGGCCGCAGUUCAUGCCUCUCGUCUCAAGUACAAGAAGGUCAAUGCGCAGAAUUUCGAGUGGGCCAAAGACAAGAUCAUGAUGGGAGCGGAGGUCAAGUCUCGCAUGAUCCGUGAAAAGGACAAGAUACAGACGGCCUAUCACGAGGCGGGUCAUGCCCUGGUCAACCUUUUCACCCCCGGAAGCAGCCAGUUAUACAAGAUGACAAUCAUCCCCCGGGGUCGUGCUCUCGGCGUGACGCAUUUCCUCCCUGAGAUGGAUGCGGUCAGCAUGGGAUACGACCAAUUCCUUGCUCAGAUUGAUGUCGCAAUGGGUGGCCGAGCCGCUGAAGAACUUAUCUUCGGUCCGAACAAGGUAACGAGCGGUAUUGCCCACGACGUGCAGAGCGCCACACGCACAGCCUAUCAUCUUGUUACGCAGUGCGGCUACUCGAGCAAGCUCGGAAAUGUGGACCUCGCCUCGGACUACAACAAUCUGUCCAGCGAGACCAAAAUGGAAAUUGAGCGCGAGGUUCGAGACAUUGUCGAGGCGGGCCGACAACGAGCCGAUCGGAUCGUCAAAGAGAAGCGCAAGGAACUCGAGGCGCUGAAAGACGCCCUGCUUGAAUUCGAGACUCUGGAUCGAGAAGAAAUCAACAAGAUCCUGCGCGGCGAGAAGCUCAAGCGUCUCGAAGUUCAAGUGCGCGAAAGUGACGACGAUGGCGGCAGCUCGACUCAGAAUAAAACCCCGCAGCCGAAGAAGGAUAAAGACAUUGGACCCAAAGGGGUUGUGGGAAUCAAGAUUCCUGAUGUCUUUAUUCCACCUGGGGCUGGCACCCGGGGCGAGAACGAAAAUGCUCGGGCAAGCGAACGGUAA